Messenger RNA from Loa loa (African eye worm), 945 nucleotides. RefSeq lists its product as hypothetical. The transcript has 7 exons. The record is from RefSeq and is a predicted model, not a curated record. Bases 1 to 945 code for a protein of 314 amino acids. Gene Ontology annotation, biological process: deadenylation-dependent decapping of nuclear-transcribed mRNA. Gene Ontology annotation, molecular function: hydrolase activity; RNA 7-methylguanosine cap binding. Gene Ontology annotation, cellular component: nucleus; P-body. NCBI's taxonomy places the organism in Eukaryota, Metazoa, Nematoda, Chromadorea, Rhabditida, Onchocercidae.
AUGGAUGACUCUAUGACAGCUGAUGGAGAAAAAAACGCCGGCAAUGGUACGAAUGAUUCUCUUAACCUGGAAACUUUUAGAUUUAAGGAAAUACUUGGUGAAGAUGGUGCCCGUAAGGUAGCUUUCGUACUAUUGGAUGUGAACGACUGUAAUGAUCAAGCUGUUCUGAUUGUGGAAAGGACUCAUUUUCCUCUGAAUGAGCAGGACUGGAACACAAUUAUUUUGCAAAGUUCACUGAAAACAUUAUCAACUAAUGACAUAUAUUCAAAUCAUAUUUUAUUCCCACCAGAGAAGUUUACUGGAAUCAAGACGACGUUAAUAAAUCCAUGUACCGAAAAGCAUAUUGCGAAGUAUCGGAAUCAGAAACGAUAUGUUAUUCAUGAAACGCCGGAUGAUUAUAAGUCCAUCACUUUACCUUAUCUGGAAAAACAUCAAUUCACACUGAAGUGGAUUUUUAAUUUGUUGGAAUACAAAGCCGAAGUAGACCGUCUUAUUUUCGAUGAUGCAGAUCCACAGAAUGGUUUUGUGCUUGCGCCAGACAUCAAAUGGGAUGGCAAAAAUUUGGCGAAUCUUUAUGUUUUGGCAAUCAUCAGGCGGAAAGGGAUCAAAUCCAUUCGGGAUUUAACUGCCAGUGACCUUCCACUACUAGAGAAUAUUUCUCAGAAAAGUUAUAUGGCAAUUAAAGAGAAAUAUGGAAUUGGUAAACAUCAGAUCCGAGCUUAUUUUCACUAUCAGCCAACAUUCUAUCAUUUACAUGUUCAUUUCAUCCAUGUAUCAUACGAUGCACCUGCCAGUGGCGUUGCAAUGGCCUAUCUUCUGGAGGAUGUAAUCAACAACAUAAAAUUGGUUCCCGAUUACUAUCAGCGUUCUACGUUGACUUUUACGGUGAAGGAGAACAACGAACUGCUGAAGUUAUAUCGCACGCAUAUCGAUAAUAACAUCUAA